UUGUUAUUGUAACUGCCGCCUUGGACUACGUCGACACUUGCCUGUGAAUCGACCAGUUCUUUUAUUGUGCGAACUUCUUACAAAUAUAGCGCGUGAUUAAAUUAUACACUGUUACCACAAACAAGGGUUAUAUAAUAUUCAUGAGAGUCAUGUUAAAGCCAUCAUUCUUUUGGACUAUUUCGUUCGGAAUUUUUUGCGUUUGUCAACAGGGUGUGUGUUCAAGUGAUAAUAUGGAAAAUGCACAGAACGUCUUUAACAAGUUAAGUGAACAAGAGAAGACACAAGAGUAUGGUGUGAAAAAGAACGGUUCCAGAACACGUCUUGAGAGAGCAGCUAUUUCAAAGACAGAAAUCGAAUGUCAUGCAAAAAGACAUCACCUUGAAGAAGAGCAUAAAUGCCAAGAAACCUUCUGUCAACCUUUGACCUACAGGUGUGAUGUUCACUGUCAAGGACAAGAAGCAGACGUUGGAUGCGACCUUUACAAUUGCACUGGGAUAAACCACUGCUUAUCAACUGAUGAACAAACCAUUCCGAUAGACGAGAUUUGUGACGGAACAGACCAGUGCCCUGAAUCUGACGACGAGUCUGUUUGUGGCGAUAUGUGCCACACAUUUUGCAUGUGUAGUGGUUUAACAGUCACCUUUGCUGAAACUGCUCUUGCAACUUCAAGUUUCUUUUUCAAGAGCAUCUUCUCCAUUGGUGUCAACAAAAAUGGAUCACAAUUGUCAGAAUUUUUGAACACUUCGGAUCUUAAUUCUCUGGUUGUGCUUAAUAUGGCCAAUAUGUCCGAUAAUUUCUUUAAUGGGUUACAUAACCUGAAAUCACUGGAUACAUCUAAUAAUAAUAUAUCGUCUUUACCAGAGGAAGUUUUCAAUGGACUAUCUGCUCUAUCAAGACUCGAUCUAUCCGACAAUCAGAUAACGAUUCUCCAUAGGAAUGUUUUCCGCCCACUGUCUUGCCUUACAUUUCUUGAUCUCUCCUUGAAUCAGAUAGCAGUUUUACCGGAAUUACUUUUCAGUGGGUUGCCUCUACUUAAACAUGUCUCUCUGAGCUCCAAUAACAUUGUGUUUCUCCAUGAUAAUGUGUUCAAUAAACUGUUCAACCUAGAGAAACUAGUUCUAUCAAACAAUCAAAUAAAACGUCUGCCAAAUUCUUUGUUCAAUGGACUGUCUAAACUUAUGGAACUAAACCUGUCCAAUAAUUCAAUAAGAAGUCUCCCGAAGACCGUGUUUGUUAAACUUUCUUCACUCAAUAAACUUGGUCUGUCUUAUAACCAGAUAACGAGCCUCCACAAGACUGUGUUUCAUGGACUUUUUGAACUUACCGACUUGACUUUGUCUAACAAUAAGAUAACACGUCUUCCUAAUACUGUCUUUAAUGAACUUACUGAACUCACCAACUUGGUUUUGUCUAAUAAUCAGAUCAGACGUCUUCCAGAGACGGUGUUUCAUAAACUUGCUGAACUUACCGAUUUGACUUUAUCUAACAACCAGAUAAGACAUCUGCCAGAGACUGUAUUUAGUAGACUGUCCGGACUUAGCCAGCUCUAUCUGCACAAAAAUAGCAUUGCUGUUCUCCACGUUAAUGUGUUUUCUGGGUUGUAUGAUUUGACAAAACUCGUUCUUUCCAACAAUAAUAUAAAACGUCUUCCUGAUCACAUGUUUACUGGACUAUCUGAUAUUUCCGAACUCGACCUUUCAAACAAUAAAAUAAGACUUCUACCUGAUCAUGUUUUCCAGGAAUUGUCUGAACUCGCAAGACUGGAUCUGUCUAACAAUAGGAUAGAAACUCUUCCCAGAAAUAUUUUCAGUGAACUGUUAAUACUUACCAAACUAGAUUUAUCUGCCAAUAAGAUAAGAGUUCUCACUGAAACAGUAUUUAGUGGAUUGCCUGAACUUGCCCACCUAUACCUGGCUACCAAUCAGAUUGAAGUUCUCCCUGAUCACGUGUUUAGUGAACUGUUUGAACUUACCGAACUGGAUCUUCCUAACAAUAAUAUACGUUUUCUACCUGAUGCUGUGUUUAGUAGACUAUCAAAGCUUUCCAAACUGAACCUGUCUAACAAUCUGAUUUCAUUUCUGUCCAAUACUGAGCUAAGUAGACCGUCUAAUCUUACUGACCAGGACCUACCUGGUAACACAGUCAGACCUUUUCCUGACACUGUGUUCCGCGGACUCUCGAACAUUACUGAACUACUUCUGUCAAACAAUAAGAUAGCAAUUCUCACAAAUAAUGUUUUUAAUGGACUGCCGUUACUUACUAAACUUGAUCUGUCAAACAAUGAGAUAACGGGUCUCCCAAAUGAUGUGUUUAAUGAACUGUCUGUACUUACGCACCUUCAACUAAACUCUAAUCAGAUUAAGGUUAUCCCCGCUUUCCUGUUCAGUAGCCUUUCUGAACUUACAGAACUGGGUAUGUCUAACAAUAAGAUAAAAGAUAUACCCAAUAACGUGUUUAGUGGACUGUUUAGACUUACCCAUCUCUCUCUCCACACCAAUCAGAUUGCGAAACUUCCAGAAAAUUUGUUUGGUGAACUAUCGAAACUUACUGAACUGAAUCUGUCCAACAAUCGGAUAAGGCAUCUGCCCUCUUCUGUGUUAAGAGAACUGUAUGAACUUAAAAAACUCGUUUUGUCUGGCAAUAAAAUAAAACUCCUACACGAUACUGCUUUAGGUGAAAUGUCAAAUCUUACCGAACUUAUCUUAUCUAAAAAUAUAAUCAGACGUCUACCUAAACAGAUCACUGGGCUGUCCAAACUUAUUGUACUGGAUCUGUCUGCCAACAAGAUAAAUCAUCUCCAUAAUGCGUUCAGUAGGAUGCCAAAACUUACUAAACUGGACCUGACCAAUAACAGAAUAGCAUCCCUCCCAGUCAAUGUGUUCAAUACAUUGCCUGAGCUUUCUGAACUGCUUCUGGCUAAUAAUAAAAUCAAACGUUUCCCAAAUACUGUGUUCAGAGGACUGUUUGAACUUACCAAAUUAGUUCUGUCAAACAAUAAAAUAGGAAUUCUUCCCAAUACCGUGUUCGGAAAUCUGCCUCAGCUUGAAGGACUUUUUCUGUCUAAUAACAAAAUAAAAUUCCCCCCUGAAAAUACUAACAGUAAAAUUAUAAAACCAGCCAGCGAUGUGUUUCGUGAACACCCUGUACUUAAAACACUUGAUUUAUCUUACAAUAGGAUAGCUGUGCUCCAACAAACUGUGUUUCAUGGAUUGACUAAGCUUAUAAACCUCUCCUUGCACAAUAAUCGGAUUCGGGCUCUUCCUGAUAAAGUGUUCUUUGGACUACAGUCACUCCGUCAUCUCAGACUGUCCAAUAACUGUAUAUCCGUCCUUCCAAUGAAUGUUUUCAGUGGGCUCUCUGUAGUGUAUCUUCUUCUUGGCAACAACGAGUUUUCUCAUCUUCCUAAGUUGCCUUUUAAUCUGACAUCUCUAGACUUAUCAAACAAUCGUUUGACAUGGUUACCUGCUGGAACUUUUGUCAAUAAUAGUAAACUGUCUCAUCUGAAUAUUGUUGGUAACACACUGGAAGUUACGGAGUAUAUUUUCAAAGGUUUAGAUCAUCUGGACACUUUGUUGACUGAUACUCCCUUCAUGUGUUGCGUCAAACCUAAAUCUGUUGACAACAAUAAAUGUUUGGGAAAACCAGUUAAAGAUCUGGAAUGCUUAAAUGGUGAUGCGACAUGUCAGUCACAAAGUGAUGCGAUUUCUUCCUGUCAUGAUUUGAUAAGUUCAGGUGUACUCAGAGCAUGUCUAUGGGUCAUUGGUGUGUGCGCUUUAAUCGGUAACUUGGUCGUCAUUUUCUACCGAAUUUUCAUUGAUAAAGAAAACAUUACAAAGAGUUAUUCACUUUUUGUGUUAAAUUUGGCUAUAUCUGAUUUUCUCAUGGGAGUGUACCUGCUGAUAAUAGGAGUCGUUGAUGAAUAUUACAGCAACGUGUAUGCGUGGAAUGAAGAGAAAUGGAGAACAAGUUUCGUAUGCGCCACAGCUGGAAUUUUGUCUAGUAUAUCUAGUGAGAUGUCGACGUUCCUUAUUUUAAUGGUAACAAUAGACAGGGUUAUUGUCAUAGUGUUUCCAAUGUCCCUCCUUUCCCGGUGGAACAUCUCGUGGGAACAAGCUACUGUUGUGACAGUGUUCUUGUGGAUCGUUUCCGCCACAAUUGCAAUCAUUCCCGUUGUUGCUAUGCAGUUCUAUUUCAAAGGAGCAUACUACUCUCAGUCCGGGGUGUGCCUCGCCCUACCACUGACAAAUAAUGCCCAACCAGGAGCGGAAUAUUCAUUUGCAGUGUUUGUUUGUCUAAACAGCUUGGUCUUUGUUGUCAUAGUCAUAGGGCAAAGUUGCAUUUUCAAAAGCAUGAGGACACGUGGCAGUCGUAUAACAUCAUCACAGACUCGUCAACGAGAGAUGACUGUAGCAAGGACCCUCUUCCUGGUUGUGGUGACCGACCUUUGCUGCUGGUGUCCUAUAGGAGUCAUGGGCGUGCUGUCUAAAUGUGGAAUCCAGAUUCCGGAUCAAGCGUACGCCUGGGUGAUGGUGUUCGUGCUGCCUGUUAACGCGGCUGUCAACCCGUUUUUGUACACACUGACGGCGAUAUGGAGAAAGAGACAGCGCAGUAAAGAGAUAUUAGUGAUAACGGCCUCUAACAUGGAGCGUCAGUCGGCCACUAACAUGGAGCGUCAGUCGGCCUCUAACAUGGAGCGUCAGCCGGCCACUAACAUGUAG
This is a messenger RNA of Mizuhopecten yessoensis (Yesso scallop), 4718 nucleotides long. Its product is annotated as protein artichoke-like. NCBI's taxonomy places the organism in Eukaryota, Metazoa, Mollusca, Bivalvia, Pectinida, Pectinidae. The transcript is spliced from 5 exons. Gene Ontology annotation, biological process: G protein-coupled receptor signaling pathway. Gene Ontology annotation, molecular function: protein binding; G protein-coupled receptor activity. The record is from RefSeq and is a predicted model, not a curated record. Gene Ontology annotation, cellular component: plasma membrane. Bases 231 to 4718 code for a protein of 1495 amino acids.